Pomacea canaliculata is the source of this 2349-nucleotide messenger RNA. Its product is annotated as outer dense fiber protein 3-like. NCBI's taxonomy places the organism in Eukaryota, Metazoa, Mollusca, Gastropoda, Architaenioglossa, Ampullariidae. The record is from RefSeq and is a predicted model, not a curated record. The coding region runs from base 170 to 979 and encodes 269 amino acids. The transcript is spliced from 6 exons. Gene Ontology annotation, cellular component: cytoskeleton.
AGUCGCGAGGUAUCCAUGUUUAUCUACGGACUCCAACGAGGAGACGGAUUAGCGACAGCGCCGGGCCCCUCGGAGUCCACUAUCUCCCGUGUGGUUGGGGUGUAAUCAGUUGGCAGUCACCUCCCAGGCACUUCAAGAUCAGGUGAAAGGUGUAAGAAAGAAGCCAACCAUGUCUGCUGCUACCGCAACGCGUACAUACCAGGAUCAUAUGGAUGUCGGUGGGUACAAGUACACCCAUCCUCGCACCGACAUCGGAGCCAUGUUCAACUCGCCGGGUCCAGGCUGUUAUUUGCUUCCGGACCUGGUGGGCGAGAAGCACCACGACCCUCGCAGCGUCCACAACAAGAACCCCGGCUGGUCCUUCGGCAUUCGCCACGGCAAGUUCAAGGAUGACUGCUCCCCUGGCCCGGCCUACUUGCCCAACGCCAAAAUAUAUCGGGAUGGCAAGGAUGGCACCCCUCAUUAUUCCCUGUACAGUCGCAAUGAGGACUUGCAGAACUUCAAAACCCCGGGGCCUGGCGCAUAUAGACCCGAGAGUACCGGCCCGACGGGGCAUCCCAGGUACCCUGCCUACUCCUUUGGCAUCCGACACAAACAACGACGCACGGAUCAGACUCCGGCCCCCAACAGAUAUAGCCUGCCUGGAAUGAUCGGACACACCGUACAGUCGGGCAAGCGCCAGGCUCCGUGCAUCUCUGUGCGAGGGCGCAGCAACAUCGGCAGCUUCAGUGAAGACAUGAGCAAAACUCCUGGCCCAGCAAAGUACAAUGUUGUUGACCCCGGCCUGUACAAAAAUGCCAGCCCCAGCUACAGUAUGACAUCCAGAAACAUGCUGCCAGGGGACGCCACACGCAAACCCGGGCCUGGGGCCCACAGCCCAGAGCGGGUGACGAUGAACAAACGAAAGGCGCCUGUAAUCACAUUCGGCCUUCGACACUCCGAGUACACAGUUGUUCCUAUUCAAGAGAUCUCGGACUGAAAGUCACAACUGGCAGAUGUUAUUUACAACAUUCAAACAGCAUUCAUCUAUCUGAGGAGCUUCAGAAGGCAUUGCGACUUUCAGGAGGACAGCAGGACUCGGAGCGGAAAGAGACUUUUAUUCACAAUUUUUGUAAUAGCAUAUCAUGUGAGAAUUCCAGUAUUAAACACCUUUGUUCUUACGUGUAAUUGUUUUUCCCCAUUCUUUGUUUUGUUUGUAAAAACUCUAGAUGGAAUGGAGGAUAGUCUACCUACUGUAUUCUGCUCAUUUUUGACAACUUUUAUUUACUUUUGGAUAAAUUAGGAGUGAGUGUUGGGUAUUUUUCAGAUGCAAUCCGUCCAAUUUUGAUCGCAAAAAAUCAAGCUUUAACUGGUUCCAGCAAAUCAGCUGGCUAAUCAUAUUGAAAAGCUGUAAUAUGUAUAUCUAACAUUUCACCAGCAGAAUGAACAGAGUAAAAGAAACAUGUCCAUCAUAACUUUUAAAUGAAAGCCCCAAAAGUCUGUUUUUAACAAGUGAGCCCAUAAAACCAACUUUAAAUGUUUAGUUUGACUAGUUUCAAAAAUUACUUAGUAAAUUUCUGUCAUUAGUAAUUUUAUUUCUGUAAGCAGUUGGACUGGGUGCAGUAAUGUUUACAAGAAGUAUUAUUAUGAAUAGACCACAUCAGCAUUCUGCCAUCCAUUGCGAUUUCUUCAGCAUUAUUUGUACAUUAUUAAAUGUGAGUUAUUAUUAUUAUCAUUUUAAUAAUACACAACAUUUCCUAGUGUAUAUGCUGUCAGGUUUUAUAGUAAAAAAAUGAUACUUCACAAGUCUGCCUUAUAUGUUCCAAUAUCCAACGCUUAGAAAUGCAUGAAGGUUUGAAAGGUCCGCAGAUGUAAGGACAACCUCGAAGAAUUAUUUGAAAAUGUGGCAGAAAGCAGUGUUAUAUUAUCAGUGUGUAUAUCACUUCUUUGCUUAGCUUCCUCAUCUAUUAUUCUUAGUUUCAUGUUGGUGCAAGCAGCACAGUAGUCUGUUCUUCACAAAGAGAGACAACUUGCCAGCAUACAAGCUACUCCACUGUUCACAAAGCUCUCUAUGUUCACAGUAAUUCAUCAGUAGUCUGAGUUAGUGCAGCAUCACUUACUUUUCUUUUUCUAAAUUAUUUGAAUAUACAUCAGUGGUUUUUAUUUUAAAAUCUGUUUUUUUAAUUGCAAUCAGGAAGGCCUGCCUAUUUGUCGCUAUCAAAGAUAUGCACAAGAAAACAACUGCUGGCUUUUUUAUAUAUCAAUGCAUAAUUCUCUUCUUUGUAUCAACCAGUUUGUAAUGCUUUGUCUUUUACUUUAUGUACAUCCAGUCUGUUAUGUAAGAGAAUAAAUUUCAUGUUCGGAGUGAGA